Molecule: messenger RNA, 462 nt
Organism: Oikopleura dioica
Lineage: Eukaryota; Metazoa; Chordata; Appendicularia; Copelata; Oikopleuridae
Source: the annotation of a GenBank genome assembly
AUGGACAAUCAAGGAAAAAUAACAGCAUCAGAAGAACUCGCACCUCUUCUGGAAAGCUCGAAAAACAAGAACAUCGACAAGCCCCUGUUUUUGAUGCAGCAUCAUGAUCCGAUAAAUAAGAGAAUACAGACUUGCUACUACUUCUUUGACGGCAGUGAUUCUCCCGACGAGUUACCUUGCAAGCCAUUCAUUCUCACUGAAUUGUUUCUACAAAAUUUUAUUUACCCAAAACGACUUCGUUGGGGUUUCGAUAGCGAAUUCUUCAGCGGCCUCACGAGAUCUCAAUACGCGAAAAGAGACCAUUAUGACACAAAUAUUGAGCUUUGCAAUGACGAAACGUAUGCAAUAUACUGGCUGAGUUGCCGAAACGGGGUGCCUUGUCAAGAUGGUUUUGACAAAGAAUUUGGAGGCCGAUUGAAGGUGGUGCAACAGAAUGAGUACAAAAGAGUCGUGUGCGUGUGA